Molecule: messenger RNA, 2815 nt
Organism: Drosophila hydei
Lineage: Eukaryota; Metazoa; Arthropoda; Insecta; Diptera; Drosophilidae
Gene: Tmtc1
Product: protein O-mannosyl-transferase TMTC1
Exons: 8
Coding region: 116-2746 (876 amino acids)
Biological process (GO): protein O-linked glycosylation via mannose
Cellular component (GO): endoplasmic reticulum membrane
Molecular function (GO): protein binding; mannosyltransferase activity
Source: RefSeq, a predicted model, not a curated record
CGGAAAUAAAACAAAAUAAAAAUUGAAUAUUUAUAUUGCUCGCCUGCAAAGUCAUAAAAUUUUCAUUACUCUGUGAAAACUAUGGGAAAAUGCAUUAAUAAAAUCAUGUGUAAAGAUGACAACAAAUUGGAUGAAGCUGAAAAGUGAGCAGAGCUGUCCCAACUGCAGCUACAGCAUCUACAGCAGCCAAAAGCUAAGAAUGCUGGCCCUGGACUACGUUGGAGUCGUUGGCUGUGCGGCACUCGCUUUUGUUCUAUACUUAAACACAUUAAACGCCGGAUUUGUCUACGAUGACAGGCGCGCCAUCUUGGGCAAUGCGGAUGUAACUGGAGCCGGGCCGCUGGCUCAGCUGCUGCAGAAUGAUUACUGGGGCACACCGCUGACGGACAGCGGCUCCCAUGGCUCCUGGCGUCCGCUAUGCGUGCUGGGCUUUCGUCUCAAUUUCGUGUUGGGCGGUGGCACUGCCUGGUCGUUCCAUCUGAUCAACGUGCUGCUGCAUGGCCUGGCCACCGUCUUGGUGGUGCACGUGGCACGCACCCUGUUGCCCACACGUGCGGGCGUCUGGGCCGCUGGCUCACUCUUUGCCGCCCAUCCCAUUCACACGGAGGCCGUGGCCGGUGUUGUGGGUCGCGCGGAUUUAAGUGCCACAGUUUGCUGCCUGUUCGCCUACCUGAGCUAUCGCCGGCACAUGCUGCACAGGGACUGGCACUCGCUGGCCCUCACACUGCUGCUGGCUUUAGCGGCGCUGCUCUGCAAGGAGACGGCCAUUACGAUGCUGCUGCUAUGCGGACUAUGCGACGUGCUGUGCGGUCUGCACGUGAAACAUGCCGGAGAUGACAAGCAUCGUCUGCGCUCGCUCUCUAUUCUGAGCGUCGCUCUGCUCUGCGCCGUCUACUGUCGCCUCAGCAUUGUGCCACGCCCCUCGACUGCAUUCUCAGCCGCCGACAAUCCGACGGCCCACGAAUCCAGCUGGUGGACACGCACACUCAGCUACCUGUACCUGCCUGUGGCAAACUUUCAGCUGCUACUCUGGCCGCAACACCUGAGCUUCGAUUGGGGCAUGGAGGCCAUACCGCGCAUCAGAACGCUGUGGGAUGCGCGCAAUGUGCUAAGCAUAGCAUUUUAUGGCAUCUUGUUGGCCGUGACCUGCAAGGGCAUUCGCUGGCGCUGCACUGCCAGCAGCUCCGUGGACUAUGCAGCUGUGGCGAGCAUUUCGCUGCCGCUGUUGCAGCGUCUGGGUGGCAACAGCUGCCAGGCAUGGCACGGACUCGUCUGCGCUUGCCAUCAUCAGCUCAAACAGCAGCAGCAACGAUCGUCGCUGCAGCAGCACAAAGCUGCAGCCAUCAGCAGUAGCUGGUCUUCCUGUGCCGCCUCCUCUUCCAGCUCAGCCACAGCUACAUCCGCAUCGGAGUCUGUGUUAGUUAUUUGCAUAGCCUUUUUAGUGCUUCCAUUUAUACCCGCCUGCAAUUUGUUCUUCCACGUGGGCUUCGUGCUGGCCGAGCGUUUACUAUAUUUGCCCAGUGUUGGGUACUGCCUGCUUCUAGGCCUGGGCUUUGGCCGGCUCUGGCAGCGUCUGCACAGCUCUGUUCACAGGCAGUUGCUGCUCUGCUGUCUUGGCCUGCUGCUGGGUACCUUUUGCCUGCGCACAAUGCAACGCAAUCGCGACUGGCAGAACGAGGAGCAGCUGUUCCGUAGCGCUGUUGCCAUCAAUCCACCUAAAGCUCUGGGAAAUCUGGGCAGCGUCUUGAGCAGCCAGGGACGCUAUGAGGAGGCCAAGCAGGCGCUGCAAUCGGCCCUGGCACACCGACCAGCUAUGGCAGAUGCGCACUUUAAUCUGGGCAUCGUGCAUCAGCAGCAACAGAACUAUAGCGCCGCUUUGCCCUGCUACCGCCGGGCCAUACAGCUGCGUCCACAGUUAGCGCAGGCCUAUUUAAAUCUGGCCACCACGCUGCUGGCCUGGGACGGGGGUCGGCAUGAGGAGGCAGCCGCCGUGCUGUUGGCGGGCGCACGGCUAUUGGGGCAUGGCGUGCGCGAUCGCAGCGCCCAUGAGGAGGCACGGCACAAUGCGUACCUGCAAUUAAGUGCGCUGCACCGCUCGCAGGGCCGUAGCCAACUGGCCGUGGAAGUGCUCAACGAGGCGCUGGCCACGUUGCCCUUGGAGCGGCGGCAGCAGCGCGCCACGCUGCAUCAACGGCUAGCGGCGUUGCAUGUCGAGCUGCAGCAGUGGCAGGAGGCGGAGGCGCAACAGAAAUUGGCACUGCAGCUGCAGCCAAGCGAAGGCGUUGCAUAUGUGUCUUACGGCCAAGUGCUGGCCAGAAAUUGCAGUCGCUAUGCGGAAGCGGAACUCUGGUUCAAGCGCGCCGUGGAGCUAUCCCCCCUAGAGCCUAGCACGCAUCAUCAUUAUGCUGACUUCCUGGAGCAACAGCAGCGCACGCAGGAGGCGCUAGCUUAUCGCCUGCGCGCUGCUGCUUUGGCGCCCCAUAACUAUGCCCUGCAGUCAGCCGUGGCCGAUGCACUGCGUCUGCUCAAUCGGCUAGCCGAGGCGGAGCUGUGGUAUCGCCAGGCAGCUGCACUGCAGCCGCAGGCGGCACACGCUCACGCCAAUCUGGGCGCCAUUCUGCAAAUGCGUGGCCAGCGGCAGCAGGCGGUCGAUUGUUAUCGACGAGCCUUGCAACUGCAGCCGGGGCAUGCCACGAGUCGAGCGAAUCUGGCCAAAAUGAAUGUCAACAUCGAUGCGAGCACGUAGCAGCGGCUCAAACAAUAUAAUCAAUGAAACUUCACUAUUGCCAAUCAAAAAGGAAUUAACAAAGGUGUA